AUGCAGGCGGUCCAAGGAGGAAAGAUCGGAAUAUCAUUAGUCUUACUUUGGUUUCUUCCUUCGUCCCCAUCCAAAUCCAACAAUGAUGCAGCGAGACAUGCCUUUGAUUUCAUAUUUGGAUGGUUUAUGGACCCCCUUGUUGGAGGUGACUACCCACUCAGCAUGAAAGGAUUGGUUGGAAAUCGCUUGCCACGAUUCACAAAAAAACAAUCUGAGAUGCUCAAGGGUGCAUUUGACUUCAUCGGACUCAACUACUAUACUACAUACUAUGCUGCUAAUCUUCCUCCAGCAAAUGGGCUUAACAUUAGCUAUAACACUGAUUCUCAAGCUAAUAUUUCCGGUGUUCGAAAUGGUGUCCCCAUAGGUCCUCAGGCUGCUAGUCCUUGGCUCUACAUGUACCCUCGAGGCUUUAGUGAGCUUCUACUUUAUAUUAAGGAAAACUAUGGCAACCCUACUAUCUACAUAACUGAAAAUGGCUUUGAUGAAGCCAACAACAUGAGCUUGCCACUCCAGGAAGCCCUGAAGGAUGACGCUCGCAUAGAGUACCACCACAAGCACCUCCUUUCCCUGUUAAGUGCUAUAAGGGAUGGAGCAAAUGUGAAAGGAUACUUCGCAUGGUCGCUGCUAGAUAACUUCGAGUGGGCAUACGGCUACACAGUCCGGUUCGGGCUAAACUUCAUCGACUACAAUGACGGGUUGAAGCGGUAUCCCAAGAACUCGGCCCGUUGGUUCAAGGAGUUCCUGAAGAACUGAACAUGGACCAGACCUAGCAAAUGGAAGAAGCAUUUGGAACGGUGCAAGAUUUUAUUGGUGUACGUUGAUUGAUUUUGC
Molecule: messenger RNA, 831 nt
Organism: Panicum virgatum (switchgrass)
Lineage: Eukaryota; Viridiplantae; Streptophyta; Magnoliopsida; Poales; Poaceae
Product: beta-glucosidase 12-like
Exons: 6
Coding region: 1-753 (250 amino acids)
Biological process (GO): carbohydrate metabolic process
Molecular function (GO): beta-glucosidase activity
Source: RefSeq, a predicted model, not a curated record